Molecule: messenger RNA, 1573 nt
Organism: Populus euphratica (Euphrates poplar)
Lineage: Eukaryota; Viridiplantae; Streptophyta; Magnoliopsida; Malpighiales; Salicaceae
Product: squalene synthase-like
Exons: 14
Coding region: 156-1397 (413 amino acids)
Biological process (GO): lipid biosynthetic process; farnesyl diphosphate metabolic process
Cellular component (GO): endoplasmic reticulum membrane
Molecular function (GO): squalene synthase [NAD(P)H] activity
Source: RefSeq, a predicted model, not a curated record
AUAUCACCGAAAAAAGUACAGCUUUCUCCCGGUCCUUCUCUUCUCUCUCCCUCUCACACACACAAAAAAGGAAAACGCUCUCUAAAUUCUGGGUGAGAAUCAAAAUCCUAUCAUUUGGUGAUCUCCGAUUUUGAUUUUUCCUAAAGGAAUCGAAAAUGGGGAGUUUGGGAGCGAUUUUGAAACACCCAGUUGACAUAUACCCAUUGCUGAAGCUGAAAAUGGCAGCUAAGCAUGCUGAAAAACAAAUCCCACCUGAACCUCACUGGGCUUUCUGUUAUUCUAUGCUCCAUAGAGUCUCUCGUAGCUUUGCUCUCGUUAUCCAACAACUUGACACAGAACUCCGUAACGCUGUAUGCAUAUUUUAUCUGGUUCUUCGAGCCCUUGACACUGUUGAGGAUGAUACAAGCAUACCUACAGAUGUCAAAGUGCCUAUCCUGAUAGCUUUUCACCGCCACAUAUAUGAUCAUGACUGGCAUUUCUCAUGUGGUACCAAGGACUACAAGGUUCUCAUGGACCAGUUUCAUAAUGUUUCAAAUGCUUUUCUGGAGCUUGGAAAAGGUUAUCAUGAGGCAAUCGAGGAUAUUACCAAAAGAAUGGGUGCUGGAAUGGCAAAGUUUAUCUUGAAGGAGGUGGAAAGCAUUGAUGACUAUGAUGAAUAUUGCCACUAUGUAGCAGGACUUGUUGGAUUGGGCCUGUCCAAACUCUUCCAUGCCUCUGGAUUAGAAGAUUUGGCACCAGAUAGCCUCUCCAAUUCAAUGGGUUUGUUUCUUCAGAAAACAAACAUUAUUCGUGAUUAUUUGGAGGACAUAAACGAGAUACCUAAGUCACGCAUGUUUUGGCCUCGCGAGAUUUGGAGCAAAUAUGUCAACAAACUUGAGGACUUGAAACAUGAAGGGAACUCGGUGAAGGCAGUGCAGUGCUUGAAUGAUAUGGUUACCAAUGCCUUGAUACAUAUGGAUGAUUGCUUGAAGUACUUGUCUGAAUUGCGGGAUCCUGCUAUAUUUCGGUUUUGUGCUAUUCCUCAGAUCAUGGCGAUUGGAACUCUAGCCAUGUGCUACAACAAUGUCAAUGUCUUCAGAGGUGUAGUGAAGAUGAGGCGAGGUCUUACCGCUCAAGUUCUUCAUCAAACGAAAACAAUGGAUGAUGUCUAUGGUGCUUUCUUCGACUUCUCUUGUAUGCUGAAGUCCAAGGUUGACAACAGCGAUCCUAAUGCAAUAAAAACCUUGAGCAGGCUGGAAGCAGCACAAAAAUCUUGCAGGGAAUCUGGGGCUCUAAACAAAAGGAAAUCUUACAUAAUUAGGAAUGAGGCAAAAUAUAAUUCUGUUCUGAUCGUCCUACUUUUCGUUUUAUUGUCUAUUAUUUUCGCGUAUCUCUCUGCCAACAGAUCAAGUUACUAGGGAUGGUCCAUUUAUUGAGUUAUCGGUGUGCGCAUAUGGAUGAUGACUGGCUACACAAGUGACUGCUAUAUUCCAUGGAAGCUGCUUUCCUUAUAUUUGUGUACAACAUUAAAAUGGCUAAAGUUUGACUCAAUGCAUCCAAUAUUAUAAUGUUAUUACAGUUCCCUUAGCUUCCA